AUGCAACAAAUCUACACGAGGGAGAUUAUCCUCAAUACAUUCCAGAAGGAGGUCAACAAAAUUUUGGUUAUCCCGCAUACCAAUCCGGAGGACAUCAACCUUUUGACUAUUCAGCUUACACACACCAAGGAGGGCCACGACAUUCUGGUUAUACAGGAUACCCACAUCAAGAAGGAUUUACAACAAAUCAAGAAAAUUUUGAAAAUGAAGGUGAUUUAA
Meloidogyne enterolobii is the source of this 219-nucleotide messenger RNA. The record is from the annotation of a GenBank genome assembly. NCBI's taxonomy places the organism in Eukaryota, Metazoa, Nematoda, Chromadorea, Rhabditida, Meloidogynidae.